UCUACAUGUCCGGUGAGUGCUACUCUUCUAUAUCUUCUCUACUUUGUUGAAAUUUGCCUAUUAUCUGCUUUUGGGGCAAUACUGACAUUAAUCCAGUUAUAAAAUGAAGUAACCCUCCCAGAAGAGUUUAAGAAUUUAAACUGUGACCUAAAUCCUUCGUGCUUAUUUCUCUGAAAGUCUUUCUUAUUUAAGAAUAAUGUCACAUGGUUCACAAAUACAUACUUGGACCACAUGUCAGAAUACCUCUGACCUGCACAUUACAAAAAUAAAGUAACAGAGCAACCCAUAAUAACUAUUAACGCUAAAAUGAUUUACAUGUCAACAUCACACUUGCAAAAGGGUGGGGCAAAGCUACCAAAGCAGUACUUUCAUACGGAGCAGUGAGAGUUAUAGCACUUUGUAGCACAUGUUCUAUGUCUAUGCUACGUGGUCAAUUGCUUUAUCACAGUGAAAUGACUACUGAAGAGCUUUGUACUGGAUGACCAAUCCGAACGGUGAAGGUGACAAAACCCAUCAAGUCAUCAUUUUGUGACAGGUAAUAUAUUACUUUUUAUUCUUAUUCUUAUAAAAGUGCAUGUAUGAUAACCACACAUACAUGUAAUAAUAUUAGUUUUACAUUUGUGUAAAUAAGAAUCCAAAUAUAAAUACAUUACAAACUCCAUUUGUUAUGGGAAUACACUAAAAAAUUGUAUUGAUAUUACAGCACCGUAUAUUUCUUGAGACUGGUUUACCAUUUACUUGAGACUGGUAUCUUAGUACAGAGAUUCUAUGGAAAUAAUGACAAUGAACAAUGAAUCUGAAUAUGACUUCAAUACCACCUUUAUGCCCCUCACCAUACCAGCAUCAACAAACUGUACAAACCCUAAUGUAGACAGAUUAAUAAAAAUAUACUUUCUACCCGCAAUGUACAGCAUCAUCUUCAUAGUUGGAUUUCCAGGAAACAUUAUUGCAAUUUCAGUAUAUGUUAUGAAGAUGAGACCAUGGAGAACCAGCAUCAUUAUUUUGCUGAACUUGGCCAUCACAGAUCUCCUACACCUCAGUAGUCUUCCUUUCCUGGUUUACAAUUAUGCUAAUAAAGAGAAGUGGACUCUUGGAGACUUCAUGUGCAAGCUCAUCCGUAUUGUUUUCCAUUUCAACCUAUAUGGCAGCAUUCUCUUUCUUACCUGCUUCAGCAUCUUCCGCUACUUUGUCAUUGUUCAUCCAAUGAAAUUUCAUUCCAUCCACAAAAGAAGAUGGGCAGUCAUAGCUUGCUCAGCUGUUUGGAUCAUCGCCCUUAUUGAGGUCCUUCCAAUGGUUGUCAUGAUGAAAGAUGUUGAAGAUACAGUGGCUUGCAUGGACUUUGCAGCAUCUUUUAAUACAUAUGAUGUACGUUGGUAUAAUGCAUUCCUCACUUCCAUGGGAUUUGCAUUGCCUUUAAUAGUUGUGACACUUUCCUAUACCUGCAUCAACUUCAGCCUAGCAAAUGGACCAUAUACCAAUGAUAUUCAUAAGAAAAAGGCUCGUCGCCUUGUGGUGAUUCUUUUAGUGGUAUUUUAUGCUUGUUUUUUACCUUUACACAUUUUUAGAGCAAUUCGUAUUGAAACUCGACUGUAUCCAGUAGGCUGUAUAUAUGAGAAACAUAUCCAUGCCACAUACAUAGCAUCUAGACCCAUAGCUUCACUCAAUACAUUUGGCAAUUUGUUGCUAUAUGUUGCUGUUGGGGGAAACUUUCAGCAGGCUAUUCAGUCAGUUUAUAAAUCAAAUCCUUAUAAACAGCAACCAUAAAUCUGGUGACUUUUAGGGUAGGGUAACACUUAGUGUAAACGCAAUAUAUUUCACACUGUGCAAAAUACACAGCACAGUAAGCAAUAUGCUGUGUUUUCUCUUAUGAGCAGACACAUAGGGCUACUGCACUACUGCACACACACACGGCUGCCGUAAAUGGCCCUGUGGAUCUGUUCAUAGGUGAAUACGUAGCAUUUUUUAUGCUGCGCAGUGCGGAAUAUGGUGCAUAUACACAACAUGUGACCCUACCCUUAGGGCAGGGUCACAAGGGGGCGCAUACGCAGCAUAUUGUACACUGCAGAUGUGCCGUCAGAUGUUACAAGUGGGACUGCAGGGCAAGCUUGCGGCUGGGUAGCUCUGUGUGUCUGCUUGUAGUGGUGGAUUUCCCGUUAUAGUAGUCUGCCGCUACAAGUAAACCCACAGAGCUACCUGGACACAGUUGGGUGCUCUCUCUGCAGCCCCUCUUGUGACUGCCGUCAGCGCAUCACGUGACCCUGCCCUAUACUAUAAAUGUAAUGUUAUAUAUUUAUAUUUCAAGAAUAUUAGCAGCCCUAAAUAUAUUCAAUACCAGUCACACAUCACAUAUAUAUAUAAUUUACAAGGAUUUUUUUUACAUUAAAGCGGUACUCCACUGAAAACCCUUUUUUUAAAUCAACUGGUGCCAGAAAGUCAAACAGAUUUGUAAAUUACUUCUAUUUAAACAUCUUAAUCCUUCCAGUAUUUAUCAGCUUCUGUAUGUUCCAGAGGAAGUUCUUUUCUUUUUGAGUGUCCUUUCUGUCUGACCACAGUGCUCUCAGCUGACACCUCUGUCCAUGUAAGAAACUGUCCAGAGCACAACAGGUUUGCUAUGGGGAUUUGCUCCUACUAUGGACAGUUCCUGACAAGGACAGAGGUGUCAGCAGAGAGCACUGUAGUCAGCACUGUAGUCAGGCUACGCUCGCUUAAUUCCCGGCGGGUCCCAGCGGCUGUCAACAGCCACGUACCUGCUGGUAAUGGCGGACAUCAACGAUCGGGCUGAUGUCUACAAUUAACCCCUCAGGUGCCGUGAUCAAUACAGAUCCCGGCAUCUGCGGCAGUGCGGCACUUAUAAUGGCUGAUCUGAUCGCCCGCGGCAUUGCCGCGGUGAUCAGAUCAGCCAAGAUGGCAGACAGAGGUCCCCUUAACUGCCUCCAUCUGUCUCCCAGGGUCUUCUGCACUGAUCUGCCUUCAAGCAGACCUGAGUAGAAGAUCGCCAAUAAUACUGAUCAGUGCUUUGCCCUAUGUAUAACACUGAACAGUAUUAGCAAUCUAAUGAUUGCUAUAAAUAGUCCCCUAUGGUUAAAAAAAAGUGUAAAAUAAAUGUAAAAAAAAGUGGGGGAAAAAGUGAAAAAAUUUUGAAAAGCCGCUCCCCCA
Molecule: messenger RNA, 3156 nt
Organism: Hyla sarda
Lineage: Eukaryota; Metazoa; Chordata; Amphibia; Anura; Hylidae
Gene: OXGR1
Product: oxoglutarate receptor 1
Exons: 2
Coding region: 769-1764 (331 amino acids)
Biological process (GO): G protein-coupled receptor signaling pathway
Cellular component (GO): plasma membrane
Molecular function (GO): G protein-coupled receptor activity
Source: RefSeq, a predicted model, not a curated record